Molecule: messenger RNA, 1111 nt
Organism: Drosophila kikkawai
Lineage: Eukaryota; Metazoa; Arthropoda; Insecta; Diptera; Drosophilidae
Source: RefSeq, a predicted model, not a curated record
GAGCACAGUGCGACUAUAGCCAAAGCGAUUUGAAACUUUUUCAAUGCACUCGGUUCUUUUAAUUUUCAUAGUUUUAAAUUGUCUAUUAUGGUGCUUUCAGGGUCAGACGGCAAGUGUCAGCAGCAACCAUCCCAGACUACCAAUGCCGCUUCAUUCUAUUAGCGCAGAACAUAUUUCCAAAGACUUUUAUUAUGCUAUCGAAAAAUCCGAUAGAAGUAAAGAUAAACUGCAGCGUAAACUUCUCCAUUUUUUUGAAAAUCUACAAAAAAAUUUGACUAUGUCAACCGUGCUUAGUGAUUUUGGAAAAAGUGACACGAGUGCUGAAAAUUAUAUAGUUAGGAUACAUGAAUUAUUAAAAUUUUUUUACGAAGCUUCAAACGUUUUUGAAGAGUUUUCAAAUGAUGUCGAAAAAUUUUAUGAGGCAUCAAAAAACUCUAGUCACGCAUUAUUGUUGAAACUACGCCAAGUCCCAACUGCUCAACCAAAAUAUGUUAAGGUUUUACUAACUAACUAUUUUGCGGAAAUGGAAUUCUUCAACAUAAUGUUUUCCGAGAUUGUUAACGAUGCCAUGGAAUAUACUGUUGGCACAUUAACCGCCAUUCAAAAAAUAUUUUUUUAUUACGCUGAAGCUCAAAGCUUUAUUCUUCAUAAUUGGAAAUUGAAACUAAAUCUAGAAUGCCGCGAACUGUAUGUCGAUUUUUUACAGCAUCAUUCAGCUAAGAUAUUUGAGUGUGCUGCAGGACAUAACCUAGAGCUUACAUAUGACGUGUAUGCCGUGACAAAGCUUAACGUCAAAUAUAUUAUGAAACAGCUUGAAUUUCGUAUUCAGCGACUUUUUAAUUGUUUUAUAUUUGGGAGCUAUGCAAUACAAUGUACAUUUCUCAAUAACGCAGACCGAGAUUUUGAAAAUCUAUUCAUAAAACUGGCAGAGUUAGAGAUGUAUUUGGAUAUAAAAACAAAAACGGGCUUGGUUUCCGUAUUAAGACGUCGUCGAGGACGUGAUGCUGAUGAAUUCACUAAAGCAGAUUCUAUUAUUGAUAAGUGCCUAUUAAAUGACUUCCCCCGGAAUCAAAUAUCAAAUCGUCUUAAAGGAUGUUUUUAUAAUUUUUAA